This is a messenger RNA of Dioszegia hungarica, 2487 nucleotides long. Its product is annotated as Cullin. Gene Ontology annotation, molecular function: ubiquitin protein ligase binding. NCBI's taxonomy places the organism in Eukaryota, Fungi, Basidiomycota, Tremellomycetes, Tremellales, Bulleribasidiaceae. The record is from RefSeq and is a predicted model, not a curated record. The transcript has 13 exons. The coding region runs from base 1 to 2487 and encodes 828 amino acids. Gene Ontology annotation, cellular component: Cul3-RING ubiquitin ligase complex. Gene Ontology annotation, biological process: ubiquitin-dependent protein catabolic process; protein ubiquitination.
AUGAGCAUGUCGAAUAGCCCAGCACGGCGGGGGAAGCCCAAGAUCAGACCGCCCAAGAAGAUCGGCCCAGAAACGUCCAUGAAGGACACCUGGACCAAGCUGUCUUACGCGAUCAAGGAGAUUCAGAACCAUAACGUGUCCAAGUUGAGCUAUGAGGAGCACUAUCGCUAUGCCUACAAUAUGGUGCUGUACAAGUCCGGUGACCAGCUCUAUAACGGCGUUCGCGAGCUCAUCACCGAGCACCUCAACCAUCUUGCCGAAGAACUCAUUGUUCCAGCCUUUCCACGGUCGGGGGGUACGGCGGGUCUAGGGCGCUCAAGCGGAGGUGGUGGCGGCGCCGAGGCGGUCGAGCGGGCAUUGGAGGGGGAGCGAUUCUUGAAGAGCGUGAAAGGCGUAUGGGAGGACCAUACAGGAAGUAUGAGGAAAGUGAAGGACGUCCUACGCUACAUGGACAAAGUCUACACCCAAGCACACUCCGUUCCGAUCAUAUACGAAGUCGGGCUCCACCUCUUCCUCUACACCAUCAUCCGCUCCACCUCCCCGCCUAUACAUACCCACCUCAUCGGCUCGCUCCUUUCGCAGGUCCAAUUAGAGCGUGACGGGGAGACCAUCACGCGCACGACGGUGCGCGAUUGCGUGGAUAUAUUGCUGCGCCUCCAGGAUCCAGCGGCGCCGGGUGCGGGCACGCAGCGGGCGUUGUCAGUGUAUCAGACGGACUUUGAGCCGGAGUUUCUAAGAAGGAGUGGGGAGUUUUAUGAGGCUGAGGCGGGGGAGGUAUUGGAGAGAGGGGAUGCGAGUGUGUAUCUGAAGAAUGUCGAAAAACGCCUAUCUCAAGAAUCAGAUCGAACAGCGCACUACCUAUCCCCCUUGACCUCUCCCGCCCUGCUCGCCUUGGUAGUCUCCAAGCUUCUGACCCCUCACCUGACCGCUAUCCUCUCCAUGCCCGGAACAGGUCUCCGGCCUAUGCUGGACGCGGACCGCCUGCCUGAUCUUCGGCGUCUAUACACCCUCUUCAUCCGCGUUCCGGAUGAUGUGGGGCGGAAUGCCCUGCGCACGGCUUUGAAGGGCGAUAUCGAGGAGAGGGGGAAGCUUAUCAAUGAGGGUGGCGUUAUACCUGCUGGCGCUGGGCCAAGCCAGGAUGGCGCGGCCGCGGAGGGUGGCGCGGAGGACGAGGAGAUGGAGGGGAAAGGAAAGGGGAAGGCGAAAGAGAAGGGCGGUGGUAGUGAGAAGGCUGUGGGUGGAGCGGGCGCAUUAUCGCUUGCGCUGGGAUGGGUGCAGGGGGUGUUGGAUCUGAAGGACAAGUUCGAUAGGGUGCUAGAUGAGGCGUUUGGGGGAGAUAAGGCGAUACAAACGAGUAUCAACGAGGCCUUCCAAACCUUCAUCAACGCCAACCCUCGAGCACCCGAGUAUCUUUCCUUGUUCAUCGACGAACACCUCAAGAAGGGCACGAAAGCGAAAUCAGAAGACGAGAUCGAGAUCGCCCUCGAAAAGACAAUCAUCCUCUUCCGCUUCUUGUCUGAUAAAGACAAGUUUGAGCGAUAUUACAAGACACAUCUCGCAAAGCGGCUAUUGUAUGCUCGGAGCGCGAGCGAUGAUUCUGAAAAGGGGAUGGUGGCUAAGCUCAAGAUUGAGAUGGGAUUCCAAUUCACUCAAAAGCUGGAAGGUAUGUUUACAGAUAUGCGAAUAUCGGCCGAAGGGGCGAACACAUUCCGGAACUACCUUAAUCGACAUGGGGCCCUCCCCCUCGACCUCCAAGUCUCAGUCCUCACGACGUCCCACUGGCCCCCAUCCGUCAUCGCCACCUCACCCCUCAUCUUCCCCGCCCCGCUCACCAAUACCACCUCCGUUUUCCAGGCAUACUACGACUCGCGCCAUUCCGGCCGACGCCUAACGUGGCAAGGGAACCUCGGGACGGCUGAUGUCAAAGUCAGGUUCAAGAAUCGGAGCCAUGAUGUGAAUUGCUCGACGCAGGCUUUGGUGGUCAUGCUGGCUUUUGAGGAUGUGAGGGGGGAAGAGACGCUGGGAUAUUCGGACCUGAAAACUAUCACGGCACUCCCCGACGCAGACCUUGUUCGCACGCUCCAAUCCCUCGCUUGUGGCAAAUAUCGUAUUCUCUUGAAAACGCCCAAAGGCCGCGAAGUGUCUCCGUCCGAUACAUUCGCAUUCAACGAGGCGUUUACGUGUCCGCUGGCGAGAAUAAAGAUUAUGCAGGUCGCGGCGGCGAGGGUGGAGACGGGGAAAGAGAGGGAAGAGACGGAGGGGAUGGUGGAGGAAGAACGCAAGUUCCAGAUUGAGGCGUGUAUUGUCCGGGUCAUGAAGAAUCGGCAGACGAUGGGGCACAAUGACCUCGUUUCGGAGGUGGCACACCAGCUAUCCAGUCGGUUCAUACCGACUACUUCGCUCAUCAAGAAACGGAUAGAGGGGUUGAUCGAUCGAGAGUACCUGGAGCGGGGAACAGAUAUCGGGACUUACAGAUACCUAGCAUAG